Messenger RNA from Suillus clintonianus, 1281 nucleotides. RefSeq lists its product as uncharacterized. Bases 317 to 994 code for a protein of 225 amino acids. The record is from RefSeq and is a predicted model, not a curated record. The transcript has a single exon. Lineage: Eukaryota; Fungi; Basidiomycota; Agaricomycetes; Boletales; Suillaceae.
AAUGCGAGUCCACCACUAGAGGUAUUGCCAUGGCAGAAUGUAUCAGAAGUCAGAAUAACGCGACAUUUUGAUCAAUCACGAGAGGUUCGUUAUGUUGGCAUUAAUGACUCGACUCGGCCGCUGUCUUUGCCACCCGCAUUAAGACCACCCACCAAGAUCUCAUCAACAGACUUUGGCACAGGCAGCAUCGACCGCCAUUUCAAUACACACUACAGCAAGUCGGCAACUAAUUUGUUUUGGGCUUUGCGAGAUCCGAUUUUGAGGGUAAGUGGACAUGUUGGAAGCUCAUCUGUUUCGAUUAUCUAUGUAGGAGGACAUGGCACGGGCACCGUGGCGUCGUCUGCCCGUGGUUCAAGCCCAGCACAUCAGGGCCAUUAUACAUACUCUUCAUUUCGAUUUUCCUGCUUCCUAUCAACUCGUACUUACAGGACGGAAUACUAGUAUCGCACUUCCCAGCUUCUACCUCCGCUGCAUCACGGCCAUUCCUCGCGAUGCCAUUCUUUCUCUCACAAGCAGCGGGAAGAUAAGGCCGUCUACGGUCGAGAGCGGAUGGCGUGUUUGUAAUUUGAUAUCGGAGAGUGUGCUGAAUCUUGGUUUGGUCGUGAGCGGAGAUUUGAAGGACAAUGGUUAUGGCAUCAUUGGCAUGCCAUAUGGAUAUCUGAACGUUAUCUCAUCAAGCCAACAUCAAGCGGAAGAUAAAAGGCAGUGCGUCUAUCCUCGUGGAUCUGCUGUGUAUAAUGAAAUGCGGAUUUCUCCGCGUACGGUAUCCCGACACGGGAGGAGCAUGGAUGGUCGAGGCGGUGUGUUCCAUACUAAUAUGUUCGCAUUUAUUGAGCAGCAUGUCCAAUUCCAAUCUUCAUUUAGCGCUAUGAAUAUGCACGUACAUGUGAUUCUGGGGUAUUUCCGUCACUGGUACCUAUAUUCUCUGACUUCAAUGGAACGACUGUCUUCCUUCUUUUGUGAGGAGACAGUACUAGUUUUGUCCCCGCGAUGACAUGAUCAAUGGAGGUUAUUAAAUUUCCAGCUGUACUUACCACGUUCAAGAUAGUGGCGUACGGCAAUUUUGUCAUGGACUUACCGUUGACAACAGUGAACACGGUGAUCAUCAGCAGUCUGAGGGAGGCCGCGGGGCAGGAGAAGCUGGAGCAGGACGACGACGAGCUAGAUGGUAUGGGAUCCGAAGGUGUGUAUCCGCUUAUGAUGUUCCAUGUGCACGGGCCCACAAAAUAUGUUGAGGUUAACAUGCGUGGAUUGUUCCGAGGGUUCCGUUCAACAGUGGCA